ACACACAAGCAGGAAUAUCUCAGAAGGACAUCUAAUGUUAUCCCUGGAUUGUGACAUAACAGAUAAUGACAGUAGACAGGAUUCUCCAGGAGAUAAUCCCAUUACCCCAAUUAUACAUCCAGCUCUAUCAGCUGGUCCCUCUGAUCCUGGGGAAUGUUCUCCUGAUCACUCUGAUAUUGGUGCAUCUGUUACAGCUCUGAGAGUAGAUUCAGUGUUCCCCUGUUCUGUAGAUGCCAAAUGUUUUACACAGAACACAAACCUUAUUACUCAUCAGCCAGCUAAGGCAGGUGACAGGCCAUUUCCAUGUUCUGAGUGUGGGAAAUGUUUUACAUAUAAAUCAUAUCUUGUUAGACAUGAGAGAAGUCACACAGGUGAGAAGCCGUAUUCCUGUUCUGAGUGUGGGAAAUGUUUCACAUAUAAAUCAGCUUUUGUUACACAUCAGAGAAGUCACACAGGUGAGAAGCCGUAUUCCUGUUCUGAGUGUAGGAAAUGUUUUGCUACAAAAUCAUUUCUUGCUACACAUCAGAGAAGUCACACAGGUGAGAAGCCGUAUUCCUGUUCUGAGUGUGGGAAAUGUUUUGCACAGAGAUCACAUUUUGUUAUUCAUCACCAUACUCACACAGGUGAGAUGCCAUUUUCCUGUUCUGAGUGUGGGAAAUGUUUUGCAUGUAAAUCAGUUCUUGUUACACAUCAGAGAAGUCACACAGGUGACAUGCCAUAUUCCUGUUCUGAGUGUGGGAAAUGUUUUUCAUCGAAAUCACAUCUUGUUAGUCAUCAGAGAAGUCACACAGGUGAGAAGCCAUAUUCCUGUUCUGAGUGUAGGAAAUGUUUUGCACGGAAACCAGCUCUUGUUAUACAUCAGAGAAGUCACACAGGUGAGAAGCCGUAUUCCUGUUCUGAGUGUGGGAAAUGUUUUGCACACAAAUCACAUUUUGUUAUACAUCAGAGAAGUCACACAGGUGAGAUGCCGUAUUCCUGUUCUGAGUGUGGGAAAUGUUAUUCAUCGAAACCAGAUCUUGUUAUACAUCAGAGAAGUCACACAGGUGAGAAGCCAUAUUCCUGUUCUGAGUGUGGGAAAUGUUUUGCAUGGAAAUCACAUCUUGUUAUACAUCAGAGAAGUCACACAGGUGAGAAGCCGUAUUCCUGUUCUGAGUGUGGGAAAUGUUUUGCACACAAAUCACAUUUAGUUAUACAUCAGAGAAGUCACACAGGUGAGAAGCCAUUUUCCUGUUCUGAGUGUGGGAAAUGUUUUUCAUCGACAUCACAUCUUGUUAUACAUCAGAGAAAUCACACAGGUGAGAAGCCAUUUUCUUGUUCUGAGUGUGGGAAAUGUUUUGCACGCAAAUCACAUUUUGUUAUACAUCAGAGAAGUCACACAGGUGAGAAGCCAUUUUCCUGUUCUGAGUGUGGGAAAAGUUUUGCACGCAAAUCACAUUUUGUUAUACAUCAGAGAAGUCACACAGGUGAGAAGCCAUUUUCCUGUUCUGAGUGUGGGAAAUGUUUUUCAUCGACAUCACAUCUUGUUACACAUCAGAGAAGUCACACAGGUGAGAAGCCGUAUUCCUGUUCUGCGUGUAAGAAAUGUUUUGCACGGAAAUCAGAUCUUGUUACACAUCAGAGAAGUCACACAGGUGAGAGGCCAUAUUCCUGUUCUGAGUGUGGGAAAUGUUUUGCACGGAAAUCAGUUCUUGUUAAACAUCAGCGAUUUCACAGAUGAGAAGCCAUUUUCAUGCUGUGAGAGAAAUAAAUCCGCUCUUGUUGAACAUAUUAGACAUUACCCAAGUACGAAACCAUUUAAAUCUUCUGGAGCAUAAUUAUCACUGUCAUGCAAUGUUCCUCAAGGGUGAAUCCGAUCUCUUAUGCUUUAUAAAAUAUACAUGCUACCACUGGGUGAUAUAAUCAGACGUCAUGGCCUGGUCUACCACUGCUAUGCUGAUUACCUGCUUUUUGCACCAGGUACUGAGAACCUAAUACCAAUCCUAAAUGGUUGUCUAGCUGAGCGCCAGGGGUGGAUGAUGCCAGUUGGCUGUGACUCAGUCUUUGUGACACAUAAUAGAAGCUCCUCAACAAAGGACAAGACUACAGCUUUACCAACCAUCUGGAUUUAUGCUUUGGUGUUCAGAAUUGAAAAUACUGAACAUGUGCUGAAUCUUUGUGUUGUCCUGGUAUGUGGCUGACACAGACAUCAGGUAUCCGCCACAUACAAAUCCUCAUUCUUCCAUCUGUGGACCAUAGCCAGAAUCAAGCACUUGAUUCCCUCAGAAGUUCAUAAACUACUGCAAUUCCAUCUAACUGGGUCACCCAGCAAAAGAAUUACAGAGCUUGCAGCUAGUACAGAAUGCAGCAGCCAAGCUGUUACCGGACCAGCCCGUUCCUGCCACAUAACACCCAUUCUCUACUCCCUUCACCGGCUGCCUGUAAGAUGACAAAUCUGUUUCAUAAUUGGCUAACUGACCUUCCCAGACCAACAUUACAUGGUCCAAGGUACUAGAAGCAGCUUCUGCCUCCUUACUGCCCUGCUUGCUUCUACAGAUGAAGGACUGUUACCAGCAGUACCAAGAAUCUCCUGUCAUUCAUUUAUGGGUUGAAUGUUUAGCUUUGUAGCCCUGACCAUGGAACUCACUGCCUUGCACAGUCCAAGAGGCCUCCACUCUAGAGACCUUCACAAGCAGACUGAUGACUGUUACUCACGCUUUUCAUUAAUGUACCUCUAUUUCUCAUACGUCCUAGAGGAUGCUGGGGAUUCCAAAAGGACCA
This is a messenger RNA of Pseudophryne corroboree (corroboree frog), 2757 nucleotides long. Its product is annotated as zinc finger protein OZF-like. Gene Ontology annotation, molecular function: RNA polymerase II cis-regulatory region sequence-specific DNA binding; DNA-binding transcription activator activity, RNA polymerase II-specific. The coding region runs from base 35 to 1717 and encodes 560 amino acids. Gene Ontology annotation, cellular component: nucleus. The record is from RefSeq and is a predicted model, not a curated record. Gene Ontology annotation, biological process: regulation of transcription by RNA polymerase II. NCBI's taxonomy places the organism in Eukaryota, Metazoa, Chordata, Amphibia, Anura, Myobatrachidae. The transcript has a single exon.